GUAGCAUUCAUUUGGCUUGACCAUAGAACAAAAUAUUAUGCCAACUAUGAUCCCGAAUACUUCCCUGAUAUUGAGUUCAUCCCUGCCAAUUUACCAGAUGGAUCCGAGUUCUUAUCAAAGCAUUCACAAGUCUACUUCGAUCCGGGCUGUGCAAACCUGGGAUUUGCCGUCGCUCGUGAAGAUAUUAGAGAGGAAGUAUUAGAUAAAUUAAAGAUUUCUCGAUAUCCUCCGGCUCCUGCGGCUAUAUCUGCACUGUUAUCUACGUCACCGAAUACGAAAGAGAAGGCAAAAGAACUACUUCAAAAUAAUAGUUUCAUCCCUGUUCAAGAAGCUGGCUCAGAGAAAUGGAUAAUGGUCAAACCAAAUGAAUGCUACCUCUCCCAAGAAAGAGACUCGCGGAGUUUCCAUUGCAAAAUGUUUACAUUUAUCGAUUUUGGGGCAAGAGCCAACUAUUUCCUCGCGAUUUGUGGUGUCAGGAAUCUUCCUACCAUUGACGACAUUGCGAGGAUGCUUAUCAAGAAACCUCAGCAGUUCCUAGAGGUAUCUGGAGGCCCUUCCGAAUUUAAACAAGAGCUAAAAAAGAUAGCAGUCCAUUCUCAUGAGAUAAGCGACGAGACCAAGAGUUUGAUGGCAAAGGCACCUAUUCUCAUUAGCGAGAAGAAGGUUGCAAGGAGUACUGGCAGUUCCCAGGGCCCAGAAGGCUCGACAAUGUCUUAUAACCUACUUCCACCUGACCAUAUUCUCAUUGUUGAUCAUCCUAAUAUGUAUGAUCAAUUCUGUGACAUUAUAGACCCUGCACCUCAAGAAGAUAUAUUAGAAAG
Messenger RNA from Acaulospora colombiana, 821 nucleotides. NCBI's taxonomy places the organism in Eukaryota, Fungi, Glomeromycota, Glomeromycetes, Diversisporales, Acaulosporaceae. The record is from the annotation of a GenBank genome assembly.